Sphaerodactylus townsendi is the source of this 2189-nucleotide messenger RNA. RefSeq names its product glucosamine-6-phosphate deaminase 2 (gene GNPDA2). NCBI's taxonomy places the organism in Eukaryota, Metazoa, Chordata, Lepidosauria, Squamata, Sphaerodactylidae. The record is from RefSeq and is a predicted model, not a curated record. Gene Ontology annotation, cellular component: cytoplasm. Gene Ontology annotation, biological process: D-glucosamine catabolic process; N-acetylglucosamine catabolic process; carbohydrate metabolic process. The transcript is spliced from 6 exons. Gene Ontology annotation, molecular function: identical protein binding; glucosamine-6-phosphate deaminase activity. The coding region runs from base 94 to 924 and encodes 276 amino acids.
GCUGGCCGCAAUUGGGCAGACGUCCCUCGCCGGGUCCCUCUCCCUCCCGCGACGGCGGCUGCGUCCUAGGCGCGGCCGCGUUUUCUCACGAAGAUGAGGCUGGUAAUCCUUGAUAACUACGAUCUAGCAAGUGAAUGGGCUGCAAAGUAUAUUUGCAAUCGCAUCAUCCAAGCCAAGCCCAGCCAAGCCAGGUAUUUUACUCUUGGUUUACCAACAGGAAGUACACCUCUAGGCUGCUAUCAGAAGCUGAUUGAAUAUCAUAAAAAAGGAGAUCUCUCUUUCAAAUAUGUGAAGACAUUCAAUAUGGAUGAAUAUGUAGGUCUUCCCAGAAAUCAUCCGGAGAGCUACCAUUCUUACAUGUUGAACAAUUUUUUUAAGCAUAUUGAUAUAGAUCCAGGCAACGCUCACAUUCUGGAUGGGAAUGCUCCAGACUUAAAGGCAGAGUGCGAGGCGUUUGAAAGAAAGAUUGAAGAAGCUGGAGGGAUCGAUCUGUUUGUUGGAGGCAUUGGUCCAGAUGGCCACAUUGCUUUUAAUGAACCAGGCUCCAGUUUAGUAUCGAGAACGAGACUGAAGACACUAGCGAUGGACACCAUUCUGGCAAAUGCAAAAUACUUUGACGGAGACCUAUCUAAAGUUCCAACUAUGGCCUUAACAGUUGGUGUGGGAACAGUGAUGGAUGCUAGAGAAGUCAUGAUUCUAAUCACAGGAGCGCACAAAGCGUUUGCCCUGUACAAGGCGAUUGAGGAAGGGGUCAAUCAUAUGUGGACAGUGUCGGCUUUUCAGCAGCAUCCUCAUACCAUCUUUGUCUGUGAUGAAGAUGCAACGUUAGAACUGCGAGUUAAAACUGUUAAAUAUUUUAAAGGUUUAAUGCAUGUGCACAACAAACUUGUGGAUCCGCUGCACAGUAUGAAAGUGCAAGAUUGAAGGAGAAACCCAAAGCUGGAAUCAGCCUGUCCCUGGCAAUGCGUUGGGUAGCAGAUGAAUUGACUGCUAUGCAAUAUGCUGGAAACCGGUGAAAAUAGAAAAUCUUUGAGUACUGUGCUUCUUCCCUCCUUUAUCAGAAGGUCCAACCUGUUCUCUCUUACAUUCCUCCUAGCCCUGUAGCAAGCUGUGUUCUCUCUGCUUUCCUAACCAGAUUUGUGUUGACUGUUGCACAUUUGUUGUACGCUGUUAGAAACCAAUGGAACCGUUCUGACUUUAAAGCACAGCCGUGUUUGAGCUUUCGACAGAGGAAGAACAACAUUCUGUGCCACAAAAUGUUACAAAAUAUUUCAGAUGGCCUCAAUGCUUAUUUUUUGGGGGGUGGGAGGGCGGGUCUUGGGUUUUGUAAUGUCUGCAUAGAACCAGUUAAUCAGGCACUUUAUUAUGAAAUGUUUACACAUGGACACCCCAAUGGUUGGCUGCCUUAAAACUGUACACAUCCAUUGGGGCAACACCAGAGUAGCCUAGUUUGAAAGCAGUACCUGCAACCACAGAGCUUCCAGAAUGGUAGGUGAGUUAGUUGUUGCGGUAAAAUCAAAGACUCUUCUAGCACCUUAAAAGCUAGGGCUUGGGUUUUCUGCAGUGCCAUUGGAAGAGGCAGACAGCUCUCUGUGAACCUUGCCAAAGUGAUGCCGAGUUGUGAAUCCAUGUGAAGGAACUGCUGUUUUUCCUAUCAGUGCAUCUCCCAAAUUACCUUUCGGAGGCUUGCAGGUGUCUGCAGAAGAGAAGAGGAGGUGAGAACAGUCCACUUUGGCAUAGUAGGCAUUGACCCCGACAGCUUUGUGCAUGCAAUUUUUUCCCCGUACCUUGCCCAAAUUGCCGUUUUCACAUGACUCACAUCUGCCUAAAUUUUAUAGAGUUAUGGAGGGUGGGCAGAGUAUGAAUGAGUUCUACGCGUUUUGAAUUCUAGUGCAGCCUUUAAUUCCCGAGAGUGUUUAGCAUCACUAAACACAGUUCUGACUUGAGCUUAAGUAAAGCCUGUGUUGCUUUCUGCAGUUCUUCCUGUUGUUACUUCAGCCAUGAAUUGGCUUUGGAUGGCAAGAUGCUGUCUGAGGUCGGAGGCCAGUUUCUUUGUUGAGAACAGUAUUUUCUGUAAUAGGGACUGUGGUUGCUGCAACGUGUCAAUUCCUUAAAGGCAUUUGUCUGUGAAGGAGAAAUUAAUCCUACCAUACCUCAUUAUGGAGCUUAAUAAAUCUUUUGCUGUUUGA